This is a messenger RNA of Phacochoerus africanus (Common warthog), 1270 nucleotides long. It is a transcript of the gene CACNG4, whose product is annotated as calcium voltage-gated channel auxiliary subunit gamma 4. The record is from RefSeq and is a predicted model, not a curated record. Lineage: Eukaryota; Metazoa; Chordata; Mammalia; Artiodactyla; Suidae. Gene Ontology annotation, cellular component: voltage-gated calcium channel complex; AMPA glutamate receptor complex; postsynaptic density membrane. Gene Ontology annotation, molecular function: voltage-gated calcium channel activity; channel regulator activity. The coding region runs from base 39 to 1022 and encodes 327 amino acids. The transcript has 4 exons. Gene Ontology annotation, biological process: neurotransmitter receptor transport, postsynaptic endosome to lysosome; regulation of AMPA receptor activity; positive regulation of synaptic transmission, glutamatergic.
GGCCGGGCCGGCGGGCGGCGGACUAUGAGGCGCCCACCAUGGUGCGAUGCGACCGCGGGCUGCAGAUGCUGCUGACCACGGCGGGAGCCUUCGCCGCCUUCUCGCUCAUGGCCAUCGCCAUCGGCACAGACUACUGGCUCUACUCCAGCGCGCACAUCUGCAACGGCACCAACCUGACCAUGGACGACGGGCCCCCGCCCCGCCGCGCCCGCGGCGACCUCACCCACUCCGGGCUGUGGCGGGUGUGCUGCAUCGAAGGCAUCUAUAAAGGGCACUGCUUCCGGAUCAAUCACUUCCCAGAGGACAAUGAUUACGACCACGACAGCUCGGAGUAUCUCCUCCGCAUCGUGCGCGCCUCCAGCGUCUUCCCCAUCCUCAGCACCAUCCUGCUUCUGCUCGGCGGGCUCUGCAUUGGCGCCGGGCGGUUCUACAGCCGCAAGAACAACAUCGUCCUCAGCGCCGGCAUCCUCUUUGUGGCUGCAGGCCUCAGUAACAUCAUCGGCAUCAUCGUCUACAUUUCCAGCAACACGGGGGACCCCAGCGACAAGCGCGACGAAGACAAAAAAAACCACUACAACUACGGCUGGUCUUUUUACUUCGGAGCCCUGUCAUUCAUUGUGGCCGAGACCGUGGGUGUCCUGGCCGUAAACAUUUACAUUGAGAAAAACAAAGAGUUGAGAUUUAAGACCAAACGGGAGUUCCUUAAGGGUCCCUCCUCGUCGCCCUACGCCAGGAUGCCAAGCUACCGGUACCGGCGACGGCGCUCGCGGUCCAGCUCCAGGUCCACCGAGGCCUCCCCGUCCCGGGACACGUCUCCGGUGGGGCUGAAGAUCACGGGAGCCAUCCCCAUGGGCGAGCUGUCCAUGUACACGCUGUCCAGGGAGCCCCUCAAGGUGACCACGGCCGCCAGCUACAGCCCCGACCAGGACGCUGGCUUCCUGCAGGUGCACGACUUCUUUCAGCAGGACCUGAAGGAAGGCAUGCACAUCAGCAUGCUGAACCGGCGGACCACCCCCGUGUGAGCCGCCCCCUCUCUGCUCCGGCCUCUCCCCAGAUGGGCUGGCUGCUUGGGUCCCACAGCGGGGGCAGCUGACCCUUAAGAUGAACUAAAGCCACACCCCACCCUCCCGGGUCUCCAGAAAGUGUGGAGGGCUGGCUCAGAGCGAAGCCCCCGGAGAUGGGAGCUGGAAGCAAGAAAGCUGACUUUAUCCCCCCACAAGGGUGUUCGGAUGCCCCCCCACCCCACCCCACCGGGUUCUGAAAUCUCCCA